Molecule: messenger RNA, 836 nt
Organism: Syzygium oleosum
Lineage: Eukaryota; Viridiplantae; Streptophyta; Magnoliopsida; Myrtales; Myrtaceae
Product: thiol-disulfide oxidoreductase LTO1-like
Exons: 5
Coding region: 8-559 (183 amino acids)
Source: RefSeq, a predicted model, not a curated record
AACAUCCAUGGCAACUGCGUGCUCUUACUGUCUAUUGUCGGCUUUAUUGUCAUUCAGUCUAGUCUUCAUCACCAUAAAGGAUUUUGGGUUUGAGGAGAUACAAAAGACGAUGGUACUACAGCUGUGCAUGGUGAGCUUGGUGGUAAUUACGCUGAGCACUGCAUAUAGCACUUCUCAAUCAAUCCCUUCAAGCCUUGCGGGAACGGAAAUACCAUUUUUCGCAACUGAGAUUACAACACCAUCGAGCACUUUUGCUGUUUCUCUUGCAAGGCAUUUGCACUCUAUAGGUGCAAAAAUGUACGGUGCCUUUUGGUGCUCUCACUGUUUGGAACAAAAGCAGAUGUUUGGACAUGAGGCAGCAAAGAUAUUGGACUAUGUGGAAUGCUUUCCUGAUGAAUACAAGAAAGGAACUAAAAUAGCCAAGCAAUGUGCUGAUGUUGGAAUAGAAGGCUUCCCUACAUGGCUGAUAAAUGGCGAGGUUUUGAGUGGAGAGCAAGAAUUGUCAGAGCUUGCCCGGGCGUCUGGAUUUGAAUCUAACGAGCUUAGUGGACUUAGUUAGAUGCUCUUCAUUGCUGUGAUCUGCAUGACUUCUAUUUUCCAAGCCGUUCAAGUAUUACACGGGCACACAUUACACAGUCUGAAAUGGGACUUACUCUUUUACUCGUUGCUUUACAAAUCAUUGGGCACCAGAAAAGCCCUUUUCUUUUUUCUUUUUCGGAUUGGGGAUAGGGUUAUGGAGAAAUUGUAACGAUUAUCUCGAAAUAUCUGUUGUCACUUUAGAUUACUAAUGUAUCUAUCUUUUUCUGUACAUAUUGGUGCGAUGUCUCAUGAGAGAA